AUGCGUCGCGCGAUACAGAGCACCGUCUCCCGGCGGCCACCACUCCUCCCCACGCGGCCGUUACUGAGGAACACCACCACUACCACUAUUAUUACUACUACUACUACUACUACUUCUACUACAACUACAGCCAUAGUUGGCACUAAUGGCUGGAGAUCCUAUGCAAGUAGCGUGAGCGGGAACGGCGGCAGCAGCAGCGACGGGAAGCAGAACAAGAUGAUCAACGACGAGCGGUGGAAGAAGCCCUCUCGAGUCAACUGGGACGGCUUCCGGAAGACCAACAAGCACUUCAAACCCCGCGGCAAGUCCCAAAAGAAGGGACAGAAGCAACAGGAGGAGGAGAAGGAGGAGAAGGAGAAGACGCCCCCGGAGGUGGAGGUGAUACGCACGCUGGCCGACACAGAGUUGUCGUUUGAGCAGUGGCAGCAGAUCAACGAGCGCAUCGCCAGCUUCUCGCAGCUGCUCGACGAGUCGUCUGUUGCGCCGCCAGAGUCGCUGGGCAAGAACAGACUGGUGGACACGGCCGAGUACUGCACGAACAUAAAGCUCUGGCAGAUCCUGCUCAAAUUCCGGCGCCGCCUGUAUGAAGACGCGGGGGUGCGCGAGAUCUGGGAUGGCCUGCGGCUGCGGAGGAUGGACCUGCCGACGGAGGGGGCGAGUGCGGAUGAGCUGUGGGAUGUGUUUUUGCGCUCGGCCGCGAGGGACGAUGCAUUCAUGGAUGUUGUGUGGGGGUAUAUACAGGAGCUUGAUACCCGCGCCGGGAGGGCCUGGAACGGCGUCUACGAUGCUGUUGUCGGUCGCUAUCUCGUCACCGACCCGGUGAAGGCUAGAAAGUGGCACUACAACCUAUGCAAGCGGCAUGCCUCCAGAUCGCUGCCUGAGCUGUUUGCGGAGGUGCUGGCCCUCAACCCGGACGCCCACCCGUACCUGCGCAUCAUCCAUGCAACGACAAAGAAGCCGGCGGGCGUGUACACCACCAUGAUCCCGUCGCUGUGUAAGCUUGCGCUGCACCCUGAGGCCGUGCGGUGGCACCAGCACUGUCUGUCGUUUGACGACCUGCCCGAGGAUACCAGUGCGGCGGACGAGCUGGUGUCGUGGGUGGCAAGGUACGGGACCAUCAACGAGCUGCACCAGCUUAUGUAUUCGUUUGUAAAAAUGAACGUGCCCAUGAGGGAGAGCACGCUGACAAGUAUCAUUCUUGCGCGCCCGGACAAGAUGGAGGCGCUGCGGUUCAUCCUGGCCCGGUCGAACGAGUUUGACACGAAAGCCAUGGGGGAUCACUUUUGGGCCCAGGUCAUCUCGAAGCACAAUAUUGACAAGGAGGAUGUGUAUCGGUAUCUGUGCACGUUUGCCGUGGGACUGACUGUCGGCCGGCAUACGGUCGAGGCGGCGGCGAAGAGGUUCGACAUCGCGGAGGACAAGGCGGUCUGGCUGCUGACCGAGAUUGGCAUCAAGAUCCUCGAAGGUGAUCUCAUGCCGCUGGACGUCAGUGAAGAUGAACCAGAGCAAUCUCCAAUGUAUAGAGAUCCCACCGCGUACCGGCACCCACGGAACAUGGCCGAGCUCUCGAAAGCUCUCCAGAGCCUAAUCAAAGCAAAAGACUGGCAGUCCUUCGACGAGCUCCUGUCCAGGCCCCUGCCCGGCCCGCCCGACGCAGCGCUCAGCAACGUCCUCCUGCAGUCGGACCUUUCGCGCGGCCGCCUACAGGAAGCCCUCCACAGGUUCGAGCAGAUGCGUCUCUCCUCGACCCUGAUCUCCACGCCCUCCAUCCAGCUACUAAUCUCGACCCUCCUACGCCCCCGCCGCCGCGGCCACUACCCAAAUGUCCAGCCAUGGUACAUCGAGGACGACACCUUUCUCGUCAUGGGCCUGCUCUUCUCCCUCCUCCGCAGCGAGGUCACAAAGGUCGAGCCCCACCUCUGGGAAGAGAUCUUCAAGCGCCUGGGCAUGAUGCGCCGCCUGGAGGACAUCGAGACGCUCGCAUUCGCACUCCUGGACUGGUACCACCCCACGCGCGCACCCGACACCCGCCGCCGCUACGCAACCGCCAUCACCCCGCCGCCCAGACCGCGCCCGCAGACCGUCGCGGAGCUCGUCGCCGACGCUCCAGCGGCCCAGAAGAAACUAACACCGAUCCGCCCCACGGAGGUGGCAGACAUCAGCCGCCACAACCCCCUCAGGAUCAUAUUCGACCAUCAUUUCUUCCAGUCUAUCGUCGAGUGGGGCUUCCUCACGUACCGUGUCUACAACCCGGAGAAAAUGCCGCUCAUACCGCGGCCCCCGUCGGCGUUUGUGAGGCGCCUGCCGAAGCGCUACAAAGAAUGGAACAGCUGCGUCCCCGUGUUUACGUGGGGUAUUGAGCUGGCGCGCCGGCUGAGAGAGGAGGGCGUGUAUGUGGACCCGCGGGUGAUUCAGCGCGCGCUCCGCGUGCGGCUUGCGCCAGUGUUUCGGCCGGCGGAUGCGCUGGAGACGCCGCUGAAGAGUAAUCAGCUUGGUGCGGCGCUGCUGGGGUAUUUGGAUCUGGAGCAGAUCAUGAAGGUGGUGAAGAAGGCGUGGGGUAAGAGGCUGUAUGAGGUUAGGAUAGGCUGGGAUAGGCAUAUAGUGCCGAAUAGGAGGCUGUGUGAGUGUGGGAAGGAGAUGUUUGUGGUGGAGGAUGGGGAGAGGCAGAAGAGGGAGAGGGCGAAGAAGGAGGCGUCGAUGAGGGCGCAGGUGGUGGGGACGGCGAGUCCGGAGGGGGUGAUACUGAGGAGGAUGAGGAGGGAUGGGGGUGCGGGGGAGAUGACGGGAGGGCAGAGGAGGGAUACGAGGGUGGGGGAGGUACCAAGAUGGCGGAAGAGGGAUGAGAGGGUGGGUGAAGUGACGAAGGGGCAGAGGAGUAGAUAG
This is a messenger RNA of Morchella importuna, 2883 nucleotides long. RefSeq lists its product as uncharacterized. The transcript has a single exon. Bases 1 to 2883 code for a protein of 960 amino acids. NCBI's taxonomy places the organism in Eukaryota, Fungi, Ascomycota, Pezizomycetes, Pezizales, Morchellaceae. The record is from RefSeq and is a predicted model, not a curated record.